CUUCCGCUUCCUCCCAGCCAGGCGGGUAAUUCGAACGUUUCUGUCUCCGUCGGCCCUCCGGGUUGGCGCGAGCCCUGGCGGCGGAGACCGUGGCGGAGAUCGAGACCAAGGCUAAUAUGUCCGAGAGGCGAACGCGGUCCGGAGGGGCCGCCCAACGCUCCGGGCCCAGGACCCCGUCUUCUACUCAGUCUCCGCGGAGGUCCCAGCGGAAAUCAGGCCCUGAUCUCCCCAGCACCCUCCCUGAAAUCUGGCCCAAGGCAUCCCCUGCGGCUCCUGUCAGAAAGCCCAUCGUUUUGAAGAAGAUCGUCGCCCAUACCGUAAAGACCCCAUCUGUGCACACGCCUCGAAGGAGCCCAAGGAUUGCUUUUUUCUUGGAGAAGGAAAACAACCCUUCUAGCAAGGAGCGUGCUAGGGAGGAGCCCUUCAAGACAAGCAGUGUCCCCAUCACCCCCACCCUUACUCCUGUGCUGUGCCCCCUGAAUGUCGAGUCCAACUCCAGGGAAGACCUGGACGCCAGAGACUUGGAAAUGUCUAAGAAAGUCAGGCGAUCCUACAGCCGGCUGGAGACCCUCGGCUCUGCCUCCACCUCCACCCCAGGCCGCCGGUCUUGCUUUGGCUUCGAGGGCCUGCUGGGGUCAGAAGACUUGGCCAGAGUCUCACCUGUGAGGUGUUCAAAGUUAACCGAAGUCCCCAGGGUCCCUGUGAAGCCCUGGGCCCCAGAUACCACUCUCCCGGGAAUCUCUCCACCUGCUGUGAGAGAGAAACGAAAGAAAAAGAAGGUUCCGGAGAUCCUGAAAUCAGAGCUGGAUGAAUGGGCUGCAGCCAUGAAUGCCGAGUUCGAAGCUGCUGAGCAGUUUGAUCUCCUGGUUGAAUGAGAUGUCGUGGGGGCCGUAUUCUCCCCUCCCUUGUACAUAGCUCCUCCUCCCUGCAGAGAAGACACUUGGGGUCCCCUCCCCUGGUCUUGUUACCUGUGCAUGUGCUGUCACCACACAAAGCCUGUCCUCCUCUGAAAGCUUGUGCAGCGGCGACAGCAUCUCAGGAAACGUACUGCUGUCCCAUGUCUAUUCUGACCCACCGGCCUCUCCUUCCCUCCCAGGGGAGUCCAGCCAGUUUCCACACCAGGGAGUAGAGAUUACUGGCACAGCCAGAGGAGGUGAAAGGCUGGGGUUGCAGGUGAGAGAGGACCUGGGCCGCCGUGGGGGAUUGAGGCUGCUCUGCAUCAGCCGCACCAAGCCUCAGGCAUCCCCCCCACCCUGCAUCGUCUUCUCCUGGGGGUUUGGUUCCCGGCCACGAGCCCAUCUGCGUCAAGAAGCUUGGGCUCCCUCUCAGAUUCUGUAGAUGGUCCAGGAGAGAAUUCUGAGGAAGAAGCUGGACACUGUAGAGUUUUACAUUGUGAAGGAGGGAGGGAAGCUUCGGUUGGGUCUGAGACCAUAGCUCUUACUAUGAAAGCUGUUCUGUAGGUCUGCUCUGCUGCUGAGAUUGUUCAGUUAAAUGCCAGGCUGCUGGGGGCCAGGAGGGUGCGUUUUUCGGUGUGGCCAUUAGGUGCCACAGGAACUGAGGCCCGGGCCUCUGGGGGACGCCUGCACAGGGCCGGGAAGGGGCUGUGGUGGGAGGUGCCCUUAUCGUCGCUUAGCCUAUUUCUUACAAAAUAAAGUGCAGAGUCUACUCCACUGUAGAGGGAAAACAGGGUCAAGCAAUCCGAAUCCUAGUCCCACUAGCGUUUUGCAGCUACACCCAUAAAGUUCUAGGAGGUGCCUUUUCACCUGCCAGAAAGGGACAAGGGUCAGAGGCAGUUUUAGCUUCCUUAGUGUCUGCUCACACGAGAACACUGCCUGGCGAGAUGUUAGGAGCAGAUGGGGCGCGCGAGCGUGGGUGUGUUGUCUCAUUGUUUCUGGGGAGCCCUGCUCCCCUGCUUCUCUUGGUUCAGUGCUGGUAAAGAGCAUGCUCUCAGAGGCUGCCCUCCCACGAUUUCUGCCAUACGUCUUCUGACGUUUACGGGGCCGUGGAGGUAGAGGGGAGAUGCACGCAUGCUGGGUUAGGGUACUCGAUGAUCCGGCGCGGGCCCGGUGGGCACCCGUGAAAGCCCUCAAAAGGCCUGGGAAUCCCGGGCUUCCUGUUCAACACUUCGUGCUUCGUCAGACCCUGCAAGCAAGCCCCCUUGCUCGGACGGGCCCGGACGCUCCAGAGCUCGACAGCUAAAGAAUUCUUGUCCUCACUGGCUGGUGGGGUGGAACACUGGGAAGUGUCUUAGCAGAGUCGAGAGUAGCCAGGUGCUGUGCUGAUGGCAUCGUUGCAAAUUCUCGCUGUCCUUGAAAAACUAAGACUAGAGUUUAAGGGGAAAUUGUGUUGUCGUUUUAAUAAAAAAAAUUUUUUUUGAUUACAAA
Herpailurus yagouaroundi (jaguarundi) is the source of this 2384-nucleotide messenger RNA. It is a transcript of the gene CDCA5, whose product is annotated as cell division cycle associated 5. The transcript has 6 exons. The record is from RefSeq and is a predicted model, not a curated record. Gene Ontology annotation, biological process: double-strand break repair; mitotic sister chromatid cohesion; positive regulation of exit from mitosis. Lineage: Eukaryota; Metazoa; Chordata; Mammalia; Carnivora; Felidae. The coding region runs from base 117 to 875 and encodes 252 amino acids. Gene Ontology annotation, cellular component: nucleus.